This is a messenger RNA of Nannizzia gypsea CBS 118893, 867 nucleotides long. RefSeq lists its product as hypothetical. NCBI's taxonomy places the organism in Eukaryota, Fungi, Ascomycota, Eurotiomycetes, Onygenales, Arthrodermataceae. The coding region runs from base 1 to 867 and encodes 288 amino acids. The record is from RefSeq and is a predicted model, not a curated record. The transcript is spliced from 3 exons.
AUGCGUUUCUCGCCGUCUCUGCUCGUCUGGCUGGCGACUGCUGCGCCGCUCUCAGCAGCUACAUGCAACCGCGGAUACGUGCCAUGCGAGGCCCAGGGCGCGGGCUCAGGAAGCCCUCCCUCCAUCGGCCCAGACAUGAUAGGUCUCUACGCGGACGUGGUCAACUCGGCGAACGGCCCUGGGUCGGGGUCACGGCCGGAGAGGAGGUCGCUGAACGAGAGACACGGCGUCUUUGCGCGAGAUAACGACCAGGCGAAUCUCUGCUGCAUGGAGCCGUCGACCGGUAUACGAUGCCUGCUGCUGAAGGGGGUCAAGAUAUCAUUCUGCUGGGACCGAUUUACCACCAACUACUACUUUGCGGACGGAUCCUACGGCAGCGUGACGACGGGCGAAUACCACCUGGCAAACGGCGACUCGGUCAACCUGAUCAUGGGCAACUAUACACGCUCCAACGGCGAGAAGGGCAACCUCUACGGUGAAGGAAACCCCAGCCCAAACCUCAGCACACUCCCGAUCCCUACCCAGUUCACCAGCAAGGGAGUUGGCACGGCAAUCCCAGGGAGCGAGCUUGGAGGCGCGGCUACGUAUACCCCCAGCGUCACCGUCAGUCAAGGCACAACUCGCGCUGCCUCGACGAUCCCGGCCACUACCAUCCCUGCCAGCACGAACAGUGAAGGCGUCAUCGUCCCUGGUACCACCGUCCAGGAAACUGUCGUACCGGGCACAACGGCUGGGCCGGCCACUGUCACCGUGACCGCGCCAGGGAAAAACCCAACUGCACCACCAAAUGCUGGCAGCCAGACGGUGCAGUUGGGACGCUCUUUGAUUGCGCCGGUGGUUGUACUGGCCUGUGCCAUUAUGUUAUGA